Fusarium keratoplasticum is the source of this 2958-nucleotide messenger RNA. RefSeq names its product ArAE-2-N domain-containing protein. The transcript is spliced from 6 exons. The record is from RefSeq and is a predicted model, not a curated record. NCBI's taxonomy places the organism in Eukaryota, Fungi, Ascomycota, Sordariomycetes, Hypocreales, Nectriaceae. Bases 1 to 2958 code for a protein of 985 amino acids.
AUGACGGAGUAUUCCGACGCCAAUCUAGACCCAAGUGGGGUCUGUCUCCGACCUUCGUUUGACUCCAGACGAAGUUCAGUCGUCAGCAUCAUGCAGAUUGAUCAAAUCAUUUCCGAUGACCGAAUUAACAUGGAGACGUAUGGCGUCUCCGAGAUGCGAGAUGGCUUCUUUGAUGCCCUUUUCUUGACACCGGAGCCUCUGACGCCGGAAGAAAUUGAGGACAAAGCAAUCUUACCCAAGGAAUUCGAAAAGAGUCACCCUUUAUCGCCCAAAGCCUUUUUUCCUCGACAACUCCAUGAGCUUCGAUCUGUGGUUCGAAAGGUCACAACUACGAGAUCCGGAAUCAGGCUACUCAAAUCUUUUCUCGCUUUCUUUCUGGCUUAUAUCCUAUGUCUGGUGCCCACAGUGUCUAACUGGCUUGGCCGAUAUGACUACAUCAUGGCUAUAUCCGUCAUCCUCAAUCAUCCAGCACGCACAUUUGGAUCUCAAGUGGACGGUGCUAUUUUAACCAUUGUUGGGACGGCUUGUGGGCUGGCAUGGGGCAUCAUUGGUCUUUUGCUGUCCACUUCAACUCUUGCUGCUAAAGUUGGAUAUGGUGGCAUUUUGACUCUGUUUCUUGCCCUUUUCAUGGCGAGCAUUGCGUACAUCCGUACAUUUUUUAUUCGCUUCUAUCAAGCUGUCCUUUGCGCUGGAAUAGCUGUUACCUUUACGACUCUCGCCGAGACUAGCAGUCUAGAUAUCAAGUGGCCCAAGUUCCGAAGCUAUGCCAUUCCCUGGCUUUUGGGACAAGCAAUCGCCAUGGCUGUUAACUGCCUCAUAUUCCCUGACGCUGGGAAUCGUCCUUUGGCCGCUGCUCUUGACAAGUCGUUCAGGACGAUGCAGGAAUCCCUCAUCAUUCCACGUCCGAGAAACACAAGACUCAGGCGAAGACUAGCCAAAACCUUCAUGGACAUGUCUCUUGCGUAUCGAGACAUGAGGAUCGACAUAACCAUUACACGAUUCCGUCCAGUGGACGUACGAGAGUUGCGGAACUUGGUGCAGGGCGUUGUACGAGCCCUUCUUUCCAUGGACACGGAUACAGACUUAUUUGAGGACUGGACGACUCCCGAGAUUAUUGUCGGCGGCCCCGAUUCAGACGACGAGUCGAUUGACGCGGGUCGAAAGGUUGCCCGAACUCUCUCUGCUCCUACACGAGAAGUCCUCGCCUGCAUGUCAGAGAGCAUGCAAAGAUCUCAUGCAGCUUUGAUGGAUCUGUCUGGAUGGAGAAAGCAUUUUGGUCCACCUCAAGACGCCUCCUCAGACCUCAUACCGGUUCAGGCGCGAUUCAACAACGCUCUCGUAGCUUUCGACGCGGCCGAGUCAAGCCUCCUCGCUAGCGACACCACCGAGUCAUACGAUAGUCAAGCAGUAGAGCUUUUCGUCUUUGCGAGACACGUCCGUGAAGCGGCAGCAACCAUUGUCAAUCUCAUGAACAAGGUUCAUGAGAUGCACCUCCACUCCAACCGCAAGAGACUCAACCUCCCAACAUAUCCCCCUUGGAAGGCCAUAUACAGAACGAAUGCCCAGGUUCGACAUGAUCGCGGCGGUGUCACUGCCGGUAUGUACCAGGCAACGUUUGCAGAGAUUGCGCAACUUCUCGAGUCUGCUAAGGUGGGUAAGGAGCAUCGUCAGAGUUAUGAAGCGGUUACCGGACCAGAGGAACCCAGCAUUCGGGGACAGCCAGCGUCGAGGAGAGACAAACUUGGAUACAGAAUUUGGACAGUCCUGCAUCGCCUUCAAGGGUUCGAGAGCAGAUAUGCGCUCAAGGUGGCCAUUCUCACUUCGGCAUUGGCCCUUCCUGCGUGGUUGAGCAACGGAUCAUGGUGGAAUCGAUACGAAGCUUGGUGGGCUGUGUGCAUGGGUUGGAUCAUGAUUCACCCCCGCGUUGGAGGAAACGUUCAGGACCUUUUCACUCGUGCCUUUGCCGCAAUUCUCGGAGCAGCGUGGAGUGGUGCGGCCCAUGCAGCCGGCAACGGGAAUCCAUAUGUGGUAGCAGUGUUUGCUGCUAUAUACAUGAUUCCCAUGAUGUAUCGCUUCACUCAGAGUUCCCAUCCGCGAUCCGGUCUUGUCGGAUGUCUCUCGUUUACGGUCAUUUCUCUCAGCUUGCGAGACCAUCCAGGCGUAUCAUCAGCAGCACUCCAAGGAGUACACAAAGGUCUGGUAUUUUUUGUCGGAACAACCACUCCUAUUGUGGUCAAUUGGUUCCUUUGGCCAUUCGUGGCUCGACAUGAACUCCGAUCUGCUCUCUCGUCAAUGCUCUUCUUCAUGAGCGUCAUGUACCGAAAUGUCGUGGCGAAUUACGUCUACUUUGAUGAGGGCAAAGACCCAACUCCGGAGGUUAUCACACGAUCUGAAAUGCUCGAGAGUCGAAUGCGCGAGGGCUUUGUGAGGAUCCGGCAACUCCUCGUCAUGACCCGUCAUGAACUCCGCCUGCGUGCCCCCUUCGAUCCGAUCCCGUAUUCGUGUCUGGCUGCGUCUUGUGAGCGCUUCUUUGAGUAUCUCAUUGCUGUUCGUCAGUCAGCUCUAUUCUACAACCCAAACUAUAUCCGAGACAACCCCGUGGCCGCCGAAAAGCUCCUCAGUUACCGACGAGACGCCGUUGCUGCCAUCCUCGGCAACCUGUACAUUCUCGCUGGUGCUCUGAAAUCACAACGCAAAGUUCCUCGUUAUCUCCCCAGUGCUGCGGCUGCUAGAAAGAAGCUCCUCCACAAAAGCGCCGAGGUUGCACGAGAAAUGGCCGAGAGUCCCGAGUAUCGCGAGCUUGAACGGCAGAAGACGUGGAGUGAUAUUUACAGCUACUCGUACAACGAGAGUCUGACAGGCUGCGUUGCUCAGCUGGAGGAGCUCGAAAGGUUUACCAAGCUCAUUGUCGGAGAGAAAAACUUUGAAAGCACGUGGAGCGCUGAACUUGUUGAAUAA